This is a messenger RNA of Danaus chrysippus (African queen), 1956 nucleotides long. The record is from the annotation of a GenBank genome assembly. NCBI's taxonomy places the organism in Eukaryota, Metazoa, Arthropoda, Insecta, Lepidoptera, Nymphalidae.
AUGAGUUUAUAUAACUUUAAAAAGAUAGCUGUGGUCCCCACAGCGAAGGACUUCAUUGAUAUUAUAUUAUCAAAAACACAAAGGAAAACACCAACAGUUGUCCACAAGCACUAUAAAAUAACCAGGAUACGUGCUUUUUAUAUGAGAAAAGUUAAAUUUACACAACAAAACUUCCACGACAGAUUAUCACGGAUUAUACAGGAGUUUCCGAAGUUGGAUGAUGUCCAUCCAUUCUAUGCUGAUCUGAUGAAUGUUCUAUAUGACAAAGAUCAUUACAAGUUGGGUCUCGGACAACUGAAUACAGCCAGACAUCUGAUUGAUAAUGUGGCCAAGGACUAUGUCCGUCUCCUCAAGUUCGGUGACUCCCUCUACCGAUGCAAACAACUCAAGCGAGCCGCCCUGGGUCGUAUGGCCACCAUCAUGAAACGACAGGCCGCUAAUCUUACAUACUUGGAACAAGUCCGUCAACACUUGGCUCGUCUUCCAUCAAUAGAUCCCUACACACGUACUAUCAUCAUAUGUGGUUUUCCCAACGUCGGAAAAUCUAGUUUCAUCAACAAGAUAACCCGAGCAGAUGUUGAAGUGCAGCCGUAUGCUUUCACAACAAAGAGUUUGUAUGUCGGACAUACAGAUUAUAAAUAUCUAAGAUGGCAGGUGAUUGACACCCCUGGUAUUCUUGAUCAUCCUCUUGAAGAGCGUAACGUGAUUGAAAUGCAAGCUGUGACAGCCCUGGCACAUCUGCGAGCUGCUAUAUUAUAUGUUGUAGACAUAUCAGAACAAUGUGGACACAGUCUGGAAGAACAGAUAUCUCUAUUUGAGAGUAUCAAACCUCUGUUCAGUAACAAGCCGUUGAUAGUUGUGUUGAACAAAAUGGAUGUCAUAAAACCUGAAGAAUUGGCUCCCAACAAGAAGAAACUCAUCGAAGACUUGGAGGCGAGAUGUGCUAAAGAUAAUGUGGUCAAUGCUGACACAAAUUCCGAGUUACGCACUGUACCUAUAAUGAGGAUGUCAACGAUGACCGAGGAAGGUGUUCAAGAGGUCAAGAUAGAGGCCUGUGAGAGACUUCUGGGACACAGAGUGACUGAGAAGAUGAGAACUAAGAAGGUGGAUGGUAUAUUAAAUCGUCUCCACGUGUCCAUACCGGCGCCUCGCGAUGGUCGAGCUCGACCACCGGUGUUACCUCCACAAGUGGUCGCUAAGAAACACAAACAACUACAGACAGAGACCAGGAAACGGAAAUUGGAAAGAGAAAUAGAAGUCGAGUUGGGAGAUGAUUAUGUGCUCGACCUCAAGAAGAAUUACACGGAUAUUCCAGAAGAAGAACGUUAUGAUCCUAUACCUGAGUUCUGGGAGGGACACAACAUAGCUGAUUAUAUUGAUCCGGAGAUAUUUGAAAAAUUGGCUCAGUUGGAGAAGGAAGAGGAGUUACGUGAACAGGGAGGCAUGUAUGAAGCUCCGAAGAUAGAGUACGACGAGACUAUGAGAGAGAUCAGACAACUGGCGGUACAGAUACGCAACAAGAAGGCGGUUCUGAAGGAUGAGUCUCGUCUGGUGAAACAAUCAACUAAACCCGUGAUGCCGAGGAACACGCGCGCCCGGGAGAAGACGCGCUCCACCAAGAGGCUGAGAGAUGAGAUGGAACAACUGGGUGUGGACAUGUCGGACACCAAGAGCGCCCACUUCACCCGCACCCGCUCCCGCUCCCGCUCCCGCUCGCUGUCCGCUCCGGCUGCGAAGAGAGUGAGGACCGACACCAGUGUGGCCACGACGCGCGACAAGCAGGGGGUCAAGGACCUGGCUAUGCAAAAGAAGGCGAAGAACAUGGCUCACGUCGCGAUUGCCAAGAAAACUAAGAAGAUGGGUCUUAAGGGUGAAGCUGACCGGUUCAUAGGAACAAAGAAACCUAAACACUUGUUCGCUGGCAAGAGAGGAGUGGGCAAGACGGACAGACGAUAA